AUGACAACCUGCGUUGCCCAAGCCAGACCUACGAUUCUGUUGGCAACAGCGCGUGCAUACAUCUAUGGGAAUGCAGCAGUUCAACGAUUGGUUCGAAUUUUGUGCGAUCCAGGUUCGCAGGUUAGUUUUAUUAAAGAUCGCUUAGCUAAAUCAUUGAGAUUAAAAAUACACAAAUGCGAAUUGAAUGUAGAGGGGAUUGGAUCGAGUAUUAGUACUCGAACUACGGGUAGUGUUAUUGUAACCAUAAAGUCAUUGCAUUCAAACUUUGAAACCAAAAUCAACGCUUUGGUGAUCCCGUCAAUCACAUCGGACACUCCUGCCGUGCGUUUAGACGUUAACCAGUGGCAACACCUGGCUGGCCUUGAUAUGGCCGAUAUAUAUUUUGGUACACCUGGGGCUAUAGACUGUCUCAUUGGAGCUGAUGCCUGGGGUAGAAUCGUGGAGGGUGACAUCAUCGGUGGCAGACCAGAUGAACCUUAUGCUCAACGCACUCGCCUUGGUUGGGUAGUUUUUGGUCCAGCGUCAAAAGUUUCGUCGAAGGAGAACUCAUCUCUCGUGCUCAGCGCAAAGCUAGUCGAGGAUGAUUUGGUGCUGGAAGAAUUAGUUCACAAUUUUUGGAAGCUUCAGGAGGUCCCCGUGUGUGCAUCAGACGAUGAUGAUGAAUGUGGUCGAAUAUUUGCAGCCACACACUCCCGUACUAGUGAUGGACGUUACAUGGUGCAGCUGCCGUUCCGCCGCGAUGCACCGAGACUUGGCGAAUCAUAUGCGCACGCCCUUCGCCUAUUUCAACGCCUAGAAAGACGUCUCGUUGGUGACUCUGAGCUUAAAGAUAAUUACACUAAGUUCAUGCGUGAGUACGUAAGUCUUGGCCAUAUGGAACCCGUAAAUAACGUAGGUGAUCACACCAACGGCUACUACAUUCCCCACCACGCUGUAACCAACAAAUUUAGAGUGGUGUUCAAUGCAUCGGCACCAACUAGUACUGGCGUGUCACUAAAUGAGUUGCAAAUAGUGGGCCCGACCAUCCAAGACUCGCUCAUCAAUAUAAUUUUACGUUUCCGACGCUAUAGGGUGGCCCUAACAGCCGACAUUGAGAAAAUGUUCCGGCAGGUACUCGUUGCCCCCAUACACCGAGACUUCCAACGGAUCCUUUGGCGUGAGUCACCCUCGGAUGAACUCAAGGUAUAUCGACUCACAACGGUUACGUAUGGUAUGGCGUGCAGCCCGUAUAAUGCCAUACGUGCACUCCAACAAUGUGCACGCGACAAUCACAACGUAAUAUCGGACCACCGGCAAGCCGCGAAAGCGCGCGAUACCAUUUUAACGUCAUUUUACGUUGACGAUUUUUUUGACCAGUUGUGA
Rhagoletis pomonella (apple maggot) is the source of this 1362-nucleotide messenger RNA. RefSeq lists its product as uncharacterized. Gene Ontology annotation, biological process: proteolysis. The record is from RefSeq and is a predicted model, not a curated record. The transcript has a single exon. Lineage: Eukaryota; Metazoa; Arthropoda; Insecta; Diptera; Tephritidae. Gene Ontology annotation, molecular function: aspartic-type endopeptidase activity. The coding region runs from base 1 to 1362 and encodes 453 amino acids.